AGGUAUAUGGGAUGUUAUUAUUGAAGAGUUGAUACUUAAUAUUAGAUUAACUGUUACAUACAGCACAACCACUCCCUUUCAAAGUGGUCUUCUGCAGUUAAGCGAUCAUUUAAAAGAAAUUUGUAUGUUUUGUAUUUGUAUGUUAGUUGCACCUUUCAUCAGUGCACAAUACUAUCUGUUACACUGCAGAGCAAGGGGUUGGUGUGUUUUGAAAGUCUGGGGAUAUAGUGAGAGGUAUCUACACAUCUCCAUGUAUCCCCAAAUUCUGACAGUCAAAAAUGUUUGGAAAAAUAAUAUAUGUCCUAUCCUGUGUAUGUAGGUCAUGAGUAUUUAUUUAUUUAUUUUUUCCUUCUUUGAAUUGUGCAUGAACCCUAUUAAUCUAAUCAUGGGUGAACUUUGUCACCCUGUCAGGGGUGAAAGAUAACAGUAGCCAAUAGAAGGCGAUCUGCAUUCAUCCAUCCUACAGAUAUAAGAUAACAUUUCCCACCCCUCCAGAAAGUGCAGGACCACCGUGGAUAAGGUUGCGCCUCUCAUAAAAUUGAUCAUGGGGAGAUUCCUGAUUCUUCUGCCUGUCUUUGCCCUGAAUAGUUACCAUGUUCAAGGAAAUGACUGGUUGCAGAACUAUGAAAAUGGAAUGAAAGAGUAUUUUGAACUAUAUGCACCUCAGGAUUUUCCAGAGAAAGAAGACCCCCAGCAGUUUAGGCAUCCUCCAUUUGUGUGUCCUGACAUGAAGCCAUCGCCCACAGUCCCUACCUCAGUCCAUUAUGUGAAACCUGCUGAUAUCAAAGUAGUGGCUGCCCUUGGAGAUUCCCUGACAACUGCGAUUGCUGCGAAUGCUUCAAAUGUGUUUGGAGUUCCUUUUGAGUACCGACAAGUUUCAUGGAGCAUUGGAGGCUAUGGGACAUAUGAAGAUGUUAUUACCCUUGCAAAUAUUAUAAAGGUCUUCAACCCUGAUGUUAUUGGCCCCGCUCCUAUGAUGACAUUAAAUUCAAAACCAGCUUUGCUGAACGAAACUGGCUUUAACCUUGCAGUCACUGGAGCCAAUACAUAUGAGUUUCCAGCACAGACCAGACACCUGAUUGACACUUUCAAAAACUUCUCAGGGAUGAACUAUCGUGAAGAUUGGAAACUGUUGACCAUUCUUAUUGGAAACAAUGACUUGUGUGACUACUGUAAAAACAAGACUCUUUUUUCAGUGGAGAGUUUCAUUCAUAAUUUAACUGUUGCCCUGGACAUGCUUUAUGAUGAAAUGCCGAGGAUGUUGGUGAAUCUUGUCGAGAUCCUGCCUCUUGAGGGUCUUCGGGACCUCAAAAAACAAACCUUAGGCUGUUUGCUUCAAAGGUCAUUCUGCUCGUGUUUGAUUUUGCCACUGGACAAUUCCACAGAACUGAAGGAGCUUAUUGAGAUGAAUUCAGUCUUCCAGAAGAAAAUGGAGGAACUGAUAGCAUCUGGCAGAUAUGACAAACGGGAUGAUUUUGCUGUCAUUCUUCAGCCUUACGUAAAGAAUACAGUGCCUCCACGGCUUCCGGACGGAAAAGUUGACUUUUCAUAUUUCACUCCGGACUGCUUCCACUUCACCAUAAAGGGGCAUGAAGAGAUGGCAAAGGGGCUGUGGAACAAUAUGUUUCAGCCAGAAGGGAAAAAGGACCUAUUCGAUACCUUUACAAAUAUAAAGCUUAAUUGUCCACCAGUGGACCAUCCUUACAUAUACACCCGUCUAAAAGGCUCUGCUACACAACUCCAACCCCGUGUACUUUUCCCCUUUCUGCUUCUGCUGAGCUAUUUCUUUGGAUUUGUUCUCACUGACAGGAGAUGAAGAAAUAUCUGAAAGAUCUAUUCAAAUUUGUUUGUGGGUAAAUGAUUACAUCCGAAUGCCGCAGUGUUGCUUAAGUAACAUGAUGAAUAAGGCUUUGCAGAGCUUUCCUGAGAAUAUCUGACAAACAGAAGAAAUCUACAGUAAACCAAUCAAACUUGUGCACGCCCUAAAAAUAUUUAUUGACCUUUAACAUUUAAAGUGUUCCUGCACAGUGACAGUUUCACAAAUUAAAGAUUUAAUCAUGUGUACAAGUAAGUGACUGUAGCUAA
Molecule: messenger RNA, 2085 nt
Organism: Polyodon spathula (Mississippi paddlefish)
Lineage: Eukaryota; Metazoa; Chordata; Actinopteri; Acipenseriformes; Polyodontidae
Product: phospholipase B1, membrane-associated
Exons: 16
Coding region: 545-1816 (423 amino acids)
Biological process (GO): phospholipid metabolic process
Cellular component (GO): brush border membrane
Molecular function (GO): retinyl-palmitate esterase activity; A2-type glycerophospholipase activity; phosphatidylcholine lysophospholipase A1 activity
Source: RefSeq, a predicted model, not a curated record